Metschnikowia bicuspidata var. bicuspidata NRRL YB-4993 is the source of this 340-nucleotide messenger RNA. RefSeq lists its product as uncharacterized. NCBI's taxonomy places the organism in Eukaryota, Fungi, Ascomycota, Pichiomycetes, Serinales, Metschnikowiaceae. The record is from RefSeq and is a predicted model, not a curated record. Bases 116 to 286 code for a protein of 56 amino acids. The transcript has a single exon.
AAUAGUUCUGCUCCUUUAAUUAUAUCUUCUUGCAUCCAACAAGCGUAAGAAACUCGAGGUAGAGGACCUUGCAAGCUACCAUCAGUCCACACCCUCCUUCCCCACUAACAAAGCCAUGUCAUUCAGGAGAAUUGACCAUCUAUAUUUCCCUAUAUCAUGGCGUAGCAAUGUCCUAUACUACAAGAUUGAAAAACCACCAGUGAUCACGUCCUCGCAUCAUUUGAUUGCAGUAUACUUUUGCACAGAUCAACCCUUAUCUACUAAAAAAAAAGAAAAGGUACGCUGACGGCAACAGCUCUAUGGGUACACUGACUGAACGGUGUCUGCUGGGCCUCAUCCA